Molecule: messenger RNA, 306 nt
Organism: Microthlaspi erraticum
Lineage: Eukaryota; Viridiplantae; Streptophyta; Magnoliopsida; Brassicales; Brassicaceae
Source: the annotation of a GenBank genome assembly
AUGUAUUGUCCUGAUCCGACUGCUUCAAGCUCCUUUUAUAGCUCCAGAAUCAGCUACGAUCCACCUCCGCGUAUCUCGCCACGUGCAGCUAACGAUCCCGUGCCGACCUGGUCCUUGAUCGAGCUGGAGCUCGUCUUUACGUCGACCGGAAUAGCUCGGAUGGCAGUUAACUGGCUUACGAGGGAGUCGCUUGGUGGGCUCGAGGUCUUCUUGCUGGGCUUGAGUGGGCCUGGACUUCAAUCUUGGAUCAAGGUAAUGGGCCCUUACGGGCUAGAUUCCAGGUGUGGAAUCUGGGUCCAACACUAA